AUGACCGUUUCCGAUUGCGAAAUAUGCGGACAAACCGCUCACGGAAAUCACUUUGGUGUACUCAGCUGUCGCGCCUGUGCCGCGUUUUUCAGAAGAGCCACACUGAAUCCCAAGAAGAAGUUGAAUUUGAAUUGUAUUCAUGGACAGAAUCUGGAAAUUCAUAGAAAUGGAUUUUUCUCGUGUAAAAAGUGUCGGAUGAAGAAGUGUCUGGAGAGGGGCAUGGAUGCGUCUAAAUUCCAACUCGAUCGUGACAUGAUAUCCACCGCUAUGGUUCCUGUCAAAGUUCCCCUAAUGAUUCCCCAAUCGCUUGCAACAUUCCUAGGACGUCCAAAUUUUUUGAUCUACUGUAACGCUCAAGACCCAACAUCUCCGGGGCCAGCCAAGAAUGUUGUCGACUGCAAUCAUUUGUUAGAUCGAGCCACUGAAAUUCUGAAAAACGGAAGCUGGAAACCAUUCAGUCCGCAAAUGAAUAGCCUGGAACAAAUGUCCGCUGCUUUUGAAAAUAUGAAAAUUUCGAAAUCCUCGGAACUCCAAUUGAUCACUCAUAUGAACAAAGACCAUACACUUCUGAUUUGGGAGCAAGAAAUGUUGAACACCGCCGAGUGGCUAACCAAUUUCAGUGAAUUCAACUCGUUACCGAUUACAGUUCAGAUGGAAGUGGUCAAAUCGAUAUGGCAAACUUACGGAAGGUUCGAGAAACUAGCAAAAACUGCCGAGUUUCGGAGGAAAAAAUUGUUCAAGAGUGAUAAUUUAUUUGUGGUUGGAGACGAGGCCUGUCUGGAUUCAGAGAAUACUGUAGUGGAUGUUUCAUGGUUCACCAACUACUCAUAUGAGCAAGUUUCAUACUUCAUGGAUUGCUUCCAUAACGAAGCGUUUCGUCAAAUCGCCAAAGAGUUUGAAACCCUUAACCCAACAACCACCGAGCUAAACUUCAUGCUCCUUCAAGUUUGUCUCCAGGAAGCUGGCAAAAAACUCCAAGGUGACGUCACCAAAAUGACCGAUUACCUUCAAGACCUGAUCUCAAAUCAACUACACAAUUACUAUAUAAUUGUACGAAACAUGCCAAACUACUCAGCGAGGCUGACCAAGAUGAUGAAGGUGUGCAAUCUGAUGAGACACGAUUUGCGGCGACAAGCCGAAAAGUCAAAAUUGGCAAUGACUUUUGAUGUUUUUAAUAUUACGUUUUCUCAUCCUGAGAUCAUGGGUAACUGUGGAUGA
Molecule: messenger RNA, 1218 nt
Organism: Caenorhabditis briggsae
Lineage: Eukaryota; Metazoa; Nematoda; Chromadorea; Rhabditida; Rhabditidae
Gene: Cbr-nhr-182
Product: Protein CBR-NHR-182
Exons: 5
Coding region: 1-1218 (405 amino acids)
Biological process (GO): regulation of DNA-templated transcription
Molecular function (GO): DNA-binding transcription factor activity; sequence-specific DNA binding; zinc ion binding
Source: RefSeq, a predicted model, not a curated record